AUGGAUACCCUCAAAUCCGCUAGGUCUGUUCAAUUUGAUCCCAGUGAGCAUAUAUCCAGCCUUGUAGGAUCAGGGCCAGAUAUACAUACUUGGCCAUAUUCAAUCGGCACUGGUAAUCUGCCGCGUCUCUUCACACUUGCCUCGUCUUUCACACCGGCUCGUCUUGAUUCCUCGACUAACCAAAUGCAACUGUCCCCGAUUCCAGAACAGCUGGCCGAGUUCGAAUUCUCUAAUGCCUCCAGUCCCAAUUUCUUUCAAUUAUCCAGCUGUGAUUUAAUAUCCCACCCAACUACCAUAUCAUUUGGGACAAACAGCUCGUCCAUUGACAAGAUAAUUAAUCCUUCUGACUCAUGUCCUAUCACAUCAGACACAUACGAAGGGGCUAUGCUAAUAAAACCUUCGGUUUCUGCGAGUUCGCAGAACCUAUUUAGUGAGCUGACUAGCGGAAUCUCAAGUGCCACUCGCAGCAUGAUAGGCUUGCACCAUAACACUUCAGAAGAUCCCAGUCUGCUAACAUUUGGCUCUUGUCUGGCUGAGAAUGACCCAGAGAACUACAGCGCCAGCAGCAGGGGCACACUGGCUGGGAUAGACCUGGAGCCAAGAUCUGAGUCUGGCAGUUGCCAACAGCUUCCUUUUUGGUUUCAGACCUCAAUGAACUCUCACAGGUCACUUAUCUACAACUUUUCUCCUCUUUCCCUGGGAGAUCAGCUUGCAACUGCAUCAUCGCUAUUUGCAAAACGGCCUUCUCUGCCGGCAUCUCUCACUUGUUCUUCUGCUGCUCUGGAUAAAGAUUCUGAUCUAUCCUCAGCAUAUCCUAGUCUGAGUCAGGCUGCAUCAACCUCUUCCUUAUCCGAGUUUCUCCGAUUGGAGAAUUCAUGCAAGAGCAGUCGGCGUGAUUCGAGUUCGGCUCUUCUAGACGACUCGACCCAGCUAGCUGAACUGGAGGGGAUUAUUUCAACUUAUUUGCCUCAGCAAUCUGUUGAUUCCUUAUGCCUAGGCGGGAGUACCAAACCCGCGAGUGUGGCAGAAGAGGUUGACUGCCAGACUGCCACACUUCGUAGAGUCUCGUCGCUUGGCUGCCCCUUGUCUAUACCCGGCAUCGGCGAAUUGGCAACUGAAGUUCCUUCUUGUCCUUCACUUAAUGUGCUUUGUCUUUAUCCCAGAGACUCUUCAUCAAUCAAGAUCUCUCCAGAGAAAUCGCCAAUCCUCCAAACCACUCCGUCCCAUCUACUUUAG
This is a messenger RNA of Protopolystoma xenopodis, 1236 nucleotides long. The record is from the annotation of a GenBank genome assembly. Lineage: Eukaryota; Metazoa; Platyhelminthes; Monogenea; Polystomatidea; Polystomatidae.